Molecule: messenger RNA, 1649 nt
Organism: Chlorocebus sabaeus (green monkey)
Lineage: Eukaryota; Metazoa; Chordata; Mammalia; Primates; Cercopithecidae
Source: RefSeq, a predicted model, not a curated record
AAAUAAAUAAAUAAAUAAAUAAAUAAAAAUAUUUAGAAGACAUCAAAAAUAUAUAUAUAUAUAUACACGUAUACAUGACCGCCACCCCCUCCCUGGGGGCGGCUUCUCCCUGAUGCCAUCACAAACCCUCCUGCUCUACUGGUCUCCCUAGAUUCCCAAGUGAUUGUGCCAUCAGACCCCCUGGGAGGGGCCCCCUGGGAGAGGCAAGGGAGGGGCCAGCCAAAGGUCAGUCCAGCACUAAAGGAUCCCCACCAAGGGCCGUUCACCUGCCCCGGGAACUCAGAACACACAUGACUCGCCCCACUUGAGCUCAGGAUCCCAGCAUUACGCGGGGCACGCUGAGCCCCAGAUGUUCCUAACCCCUUUCCAGCACCCUCCAUCCUUGCAGAAGCAGCCACCAUGCCAGUCUCUAAGUGCCCGAAAAAGUCGGAGUCCCUGUGGAAGGGGUGGGACCGGAAGGCCCAGAAGAACGGCCUGCGGCGCCAGGUCUACGCUGUGAAUGGCGACUACUAUGUGGGCGAGUGGAAGGACAACAUGAAACACGGGAAAGGAACACAGGUCUGGAAGAAGAACGGAGCCAUCUAUGAAGGGGACUGGAAGUUUGGGAAGCGCGACGGCUAUGGCACCCUCAGCCUUCCUGAUCAACAGACAGGAAAAUGCAGAAGAGUCUACUCGGGCUGGUGGAAAGGUGAUAAGAAAUCGGGUUAUGGGAUCCAGUUUUUCGGACCCAAGGAGUAUUAUGAGGGUGAGUGGUGUGGCAGCCAGCGCAGUGGGUGGGGCCGCAUGUACUACAGCAACGGUGACAUCUACGAGGGACAGUGGGAGAACGACAAGCCCAACGGGGACGGCAUGCUGCGCUUGAAGAACGGGAACCGCUACGAGGGCUGCUGGGAGAGAGGCAUGAAGAACGGGCCGGGGCGUUUCUUCCAUCUGGACCACGGCCAGCUGUUUGAAGGCUUCUGGGUGGACAAUAUGGCCAAGUGCGGGACGAUGAUCGACUUUGGCCGUGACGAGGCCCCUGAGCCCACUCAGUUCCCCAUUCCUGAGGUCAAAAUCCUAGACCCUGAUGGUGUCCUGGCGCAAGCCUUGGCCAUGUUCAAGAAGACAGAGGAAGGAGACUGAUGCCAGAGAAAAAAAAACGCUUCAGGAGAAAUUCGAGCCUGAGUCACCUGAUCGCUCAGACCAGUGCGGCUCUGUCUGGAGGAGUCAGCAGCGGCUCCCGGCAUGCCCCUGGCACCCUCAGAGGGCCCCUCACUCCCCCCAGCACUGGGUCGUUCCUUGCCAAUAGGAAGGCUGCUGCUUCUCUCCCAGGCUGGCCUCAAGACCCUCUUCAUUCUCUGAUCUCAUCCUGGAGUGCAUGAGAAUAAAGAAUAACCAGGUGGUAUAAGCCUGGGCCUAUGGGGUAAGGAUGGGGCACUCGAGGGGGCUCAGGAGGGGUUUCAGGUUUAGAAGAGGGAAGACCUGCCUUGGCUGGGCUGCCUGGGCUUAGCUUGGGGGAGUAAGGGCAGGUCUUAGGCCAGGUGCAGCGGCUCAUUCCUGUAAUCCCAGCACUUUGGGAAGCCAAGGUAAGAGGACUGCUUGAGGCCAGGAGUUCGAGAUCAGCCUAGGCAACAUAGCAAGACCCUGACUCUACAAAAAAAAUUUUUAAA